AGCAUGAGUAUUAUUAUUUUAAAUAUUUUUAAGAUUCAAUUGACAUUAAAUUUUAACUUCCUUGAUUUUUAUCAAAAUUAUUAUUGCUUUGCAUGACACACGUUCACUUUGAUAUAUUAUAUUCUGAUUAUUAUGUAUUUUAUUUUACGAUUAUCGAAAUUGAAAGACGGAUAUUGCUUGUAAAAUUUAGUUUAUUCUGAUAAGUAAAAUAUUUAUAAAUCAAAGUAUGAAGAAAACUUCAUUGGUUACAUAUAGAUGUAGAUUAUUGCACAUAUUCAACUGGUGAUGUACAUCGGAAUUGUAUUGCAAUCGUUAACACAAUCAAUCACACAUAUGCUCAUUGUUUUACAUUCCCUGGAGUGUGAUAGAGGCGAAAAGAAAAUUCAGUCUUCAAGAAUUAGUGAAAUUACAAAAUUAGUAGAGCGUAGAUGACAUUUGAUUGAAGAGAUGAGAAAAGAGUGGUGGUGUUUAGAUACACUUAUUGGCAUAACGAUUAUUUUGAUCUUGAUUUAUGCAUGGAAGCCGGUCGUAGAGAGUGAAUCAAUAUAUCAGGUGGUUCAGAAACGAUGGCGUCAUGCCCCAGUACACUACAAAAAAGUCAAAACUAUUCUAUAUUGGAAUACUAUGUAUGCAGAAAAACAUACAGAUUUUAUGCUUGGAAUUGGAGAUAUUUUCAAAAAUUGUCCAGUUUCCUAUUGUUAUGCAACACCGAAUAGAAAGUUAUUAACUUCGAUUCAUGAUUUUGAUGCCAUUUUAUUUCAUGGAAUUGAAAUGCAUCUUGAUGAUUUACCAAAUUUUAGAACUCAUGAUCAACGGUAUAUUUUUUUCUCAUGGGAAUCUCCAUUGUCUAGGCCAAUUAAUGACUUUCAAUUUGUUAUGCAUCCUGGUUAUUAUAAUUGGACGAUGUCAUACAGAUUAGAUUCAGAUAUAAGAAGACCGUACGGACAAAUCAGAGAUAUAGGAACAAAAAAAUUAAUAGCUCCUCCUAGUCGGAGGAAUGAAAUAGUUAAAUGGAAAAGAAGAAAAAAAUUAUAUGUUCCAACUGAAAAAGAAAUGCUUAUUAUUAUGGGAAAAUCAAAAAUAGCUGCUUGGUUUGUAUCUCAUUGUAAAACUAAUUCUCAACGAGAAGUUUUAGUUAGGGAACUGCAAAAAUAUUUUGAGGUUGAUGUGUAUGGAAAAUGCGGUGACAUGCAUUGUGAUAAAAAUAAUCCUGACAAAUGUUAUGACCUACUAGAAAAAGACUAUUUUUUUUAUUUAUCAUUCGAAAAUACUUUAUGCAACGACUAUGUCACGGAAAAGUUUUUUUUUCCAAUGCAAAAAUAUGUCAUACCUGUAGUUUACGGUGGUGCAGAAUACUCUAAAUUUGCACCACCACACUCGUACAUCAAUAUAAAAGAUUUUAAUAAUGUUAGAGAACUGGCGAAAUUUAUGUUAAAGCUUUCGAAAAAUGAAGUUGAAUAUGCAUCAUAUUUUUGGUGGAAAAAAUUUUAUACUAUCGAAGACACACGUGAAAAAGCGCUUUGUGAUCUUUGUGAAAUACUCCAUGACAUAAGUAUGCCAAGAAAGAGUGUCGAUGAUUUUGAAAAGUAUUAUAACUCCGGUGAAUGUAUCAAUGGAAAUAUAACAAAUUUUAUUGGAAAUGAGUAUUUGACUGAAAUCAAUAAUUACUGAAAUUAUUCUUUAUUAUCGUGCAUCAAUAUUGUACAACUUUUAC
This is a messenger RNA of Chelonus insularis, 1714 nucleotides long. Its product is annotated as alpha-(1,3)-fucosyltransferase C-like. The transcript has 4 exons. Bases 448 to 1671 code for a protein of 407 amino acids. The record is from RefSeq and is a predicted model, not a curated record. Gene Ontology annotation, cellular component: membrane. Gene Ontology annotation, molecular function: fucosyltransferase activity. Lineage: Eukaryota; Metazoa; Arthropoda; Insecta; Hymenoptera; Braconidae.